AUGGAGCAAAUGGAGCGUCUUCAGGGCAUCAUCUUCGAGCCCGACACGAUUGAUAUGGCCGCUUACAACACGUACCUGGAUGGCCUAUUCUCGAGCGACGCAGGCAAGGCAGUACUCAAGUCAUGGACAAUCCGAUCGGUACUCUCGUCGGACUUGAUGAAUCAAUGGAAGCGCGCGACGCUGAAGGAGAUAGCUGCCAGCAGUAUUGUUCUCGAGGAACUGGCGAGCGUGUUGACGAUGCGUUUGGAUGACUUGGAGUCAUGGUCCUGGCCUGCAGACGGUAUCCUUUCUCUCGAAUACGUUGGCAUCAAGUGCGACUUUGAAUGGUUCGGCCCAUCACUCCCCCAUAACUCCAUGUUGGCUACCCUUGAAUACUUUGGCGUUUCCCAUUCAUGGUUGAAGUUCCUCAAAUCCUUCCACCGCGCGCCCAUCCAUUUCCCCCAAGACCCCACUAGCGUCGUUCGUUUGCUUGGCGAAGUCGUCCUUUUCGGUAUCGACUUUGCAGUCAACCAGCGCGCCAACGGACUAUACCUUUAUCGUCUCCACGACGAAGGCGUCACGCCGCACAUCAUUGAGUUGCAACGCCAUCUCGCCGCCACCAAGCCCAUCUUUGGAUGGGUCAAUUUGUUUGUCAAGCAUAUGGCAGUGAGGGACAGAGAACUGCAAGAAAACUGGGACUUGGGGCGAACAUCAAAGACGUUCCAGCAAGGCGCACCAGACGAGUUCUUGCCUUUCAAGGAGUAUGUUCAAUAUAGGGAGACGCUCCUCGAGCAUUGGCAGGAACUCUGGUUAGAGAUGCUGCGCGUUCCUGAUCCCCGCAAUAUCACCUUGCCUCCCGUCCUUCAAGCAUUGCAGACAACUCAUAGCAACGACUACUACACUCACUACGCCCUUGCCUGUACGGCGAAGAGUUGGUGCAGAUGUUCGGAAGCCUGGAGCUUGUCGACGCAAACUUGA
This is a messenger RNA of Pleurotus ostreatus (oyster mushroom), 957 nucleotides long. RefSeq lists its product as uncharacterized. NCBI's taxonomy places the organism in Eukaryota, Fungi, Basidiomycota, Agaricomycetes, Agaricales, Pleurotaceae. The transcript has 5 exons. Bases 1 to 957 code for a protein of 318 amino acids. The record is from RefSeq and is a predicted model, not a curated record.